Messenger RNA from Scutellospora calospora, 571 nucleotides. NCBI's taxonomy places the organism in Eukaryota, Fungi, Glomeromycota, Glomeromycetes, Diversisporales, Gigasporaceae. The record is from the annotation of a GenBank genome assembly.
UUAAUGCAUCAGUAACAGUUGUCCCUAAUGGCAAUAAUCCUGGUCAACUGCCAAAUUAUAUCUAUGUAUUUGGCGGGUUCCACAUGUAUACUGAUGAAGUUUAUAAUGACUUAUAUAGAUUAAACGUGACUGAAAUGAAAUGGGAGGAUGUGAUUUAUUUGAAAGGUGUUCGUCCAUCGAAAAGGAUUAACCACUCAGCUUCACUGUGGAAUCAGGAUAAAUUGAUUAUCUUUGGUGGCACAGACGAUGAAGAUCAAUAUUGUGAUGAUGUAGUUAUUCUUGAUCUGAAGUUUAUGACAUGGGAACGUCCUGAAGUAUCUGGCCAUCGUCCUCAAGGACGUUCUAAACAUUCUGCAACGAUUUAUAAUGAUAAAUUGUAUAUAGUGGGUGGUUAUUCUGAUAAUGAAGAAACUGCUGGUGUAGUAUCCUCUGAAGUUAAUUGUUUAAAUUUACAAACUUGGAUCUGGGAACCUCCAAUCUCAUUAGUUCCAAGACAUUCACAUGUUUCUUUCAUUUUUCGGAAUCGGCUCUACCUUUAUGGAGGAUAUAACGAGGAAAUGGAUCGAGAAAA